Molecule: messenger RNA, 1221 nt
Organism: Exophiala aquamarina CBS 119918
Lineage: Eukaryota; Fungi; Ascomycota; Eurotiomycetes; Chaetothyriales; Herpotrichiellaceae
Exons: 2
Coding region: 1-1221 (406 amino acids)
Biological process (GO): nuclear membrane reassembly; Golgi organization; membrane fusion
Cellular component (GO): cytosol; nucleus
Molecular function (GO): ubiquitin binding
Source: RefSeq, a predicted model, not a curated record
AUGGCCGACUCCCAAGAUCACGAUCACGAUACUCUGGUCGCACAAUUCGUUGCAGUUGCAGGUUCCAGCGAGCGCUUUGCCCGUCAAGUCCUCGCUGCCAGCGGCUGGAAUCUUGACCUCGCUAUUGCCAACUACUACCAGGCCCAAGAAGACCACACCGAAGACGCGGCUGAUGAUUCAGAUUAUGAAGAAGAAGAUUCCGAAAAUGCUCCUCCUGCCCAACCACAUUCCACCUAUGGCGCUGGUCGGAGACUGGGCGAGUCUUCCUCAGACAGCCCUUCCGUCCCAGUUGCUUCCUCUUCCGGCCCUUCCCAACCGAAACAGAGCUCUUCUCAGAAGAAAUUCGCUACAUUAGGCGACUUCAACUCAGCCGCCGGAAAUGCCGAUGAUUCGGACGAUGACGACAAACAUGACUUGUUCACUGGCGGUGAAAAGUCAGGACUGGCCGUGCAGAACCCAGAUGAUCUCAAAAAGAGAAUCCUUGAAAAGGCUCAGAAGCGUGGUCCACCUCCCAAAGAAGCACCUGCCCGACAAUCCCACUUCACUGGCUCGGCACGAACCCUUGGGGGUGAUGAUGAACCAUCGCGCGAGGUUGCAGCCGCCCCACAGCCCAGAGGUAGAGCAGACCGUGUGGACAGAGUCCUGCACUUCUGGCAAGAUGGCUUCAGCAUCGAUGAUGGGGAUUUAUAUCGUUUUGACGAUCCUCGAAAUUCCGAAAUUCUCAACCUCAUAAGGCAAGGUCGAGCCCCGUUGAAUAUCAUGAAUGUCCAACCUGGUCAAGAGGUCGAUGUCGAGAUUAAACAACACGAAGAGAAGUAUGUCAAACCCAAGAAGAAGUUCCGGCCAUUCGACGGUUCAGGUCAGCGCUUGGGUAGCCCUACACCCGGAAUGCCUUCCAUGCCAGGUGCAUUCACUUCAGAACCAUCGGUCCCGCCAAGUGCGACGCCUUCGAGUGCCCCUCCAAGCACUGAGGUGGAUGAAUCCAAACCAACAGUGACACUCCGCAUCAGCCUAGGAUCUGGAACUAGGUUGACCUCGCGCUUCAACACAACCCAGACCAUCGGUGAUGUCUACGACUUUGUACAACGAGCAGAACCUGGAGGAAGGGAUUUUGUGUUGCAGACAACCUUUCCCACAACUGAAUACGAGGACAAAUCCCAAGCAUUGGGUGAUAUUGCCGAGUUCAAAAGGGGAGGUGCAGUGGUGCAGAAAUACCUGUGA